AUGAAUGCAACAGAAGUUUGGUCAAGUGAAUGUGGUUCUUACCACAAUUAUCCGUGCUCUUUCGGUGAACGUGGUCCUUGCCACAAUUAUCUUUGCUAUUUUGGUGCUAUUUGCGUAGUGAAAGGUGGCUAUGCAAUUUGCGAAUGCCCAGAUUGCAAUGAAGAAUAUGAACCCGUCUGUGGAACUGAUGGAGUAUCUUAUACAAAUGUGUGCAAACUAAAGCAAGCAGGAUGUGCUCAAAAAUCAAUCAUUGAUGUAGCAUAUACGGGACUUUGCAAUGGAUGUGAAAGCAAGAAGUGCGAGUUUUAUGCGAUUUGUGAAAUCAACGGGAACAAUGAAGCCAGAUGUGUUUGUCCACACUCCUGCGUGAAGGUAAUCAUUAGAAGAUUUUCGUUUAAAUGUUUUUGUAUCCAGAAUAAAAUUUCUCAGAUUGAGUCCUCUGUCUGCGGUACAGAUGGCAUGACGUAUUUAAAUGAGUGUGAAAUGAGAGUAUCAGCUUGCAACAAGAGACAAUAUGUUGUGGUAGGAUCAAAAGGACCUUGCGAUUUGUGCCAAAAUGUUCAUUGUAAGUACGGAGCUCGAUGUGAGAACGGACAUUGUGUUUGUCCAGUAAACUGCCCAGACACUUACGAAGCAGUUUGUGCUAGCAAUGGUCUAUCUUAUCCUAAUGAAUGCAAAAUGAGAAGAGCAGCCUGCAUCAGCAACAGAAACCUAAAAGCAAUGUUUUAUGGAGAAUGCGAAGAUAUUAGCAGCUCUGGUCAAGAUAUGAGCACAAGCACCAAAGGAUGUGUGGAAAAGAAUUGCCAAUUUGGGGCGACUUGCCAAUUGGACACAAAAGGGUUACCUCAAUGCGUAUGCAACCUCAAUUGUCCUCCAAUUAGAAAACCUAUAUGUGGUUCAGACAACGUUAUCCAUGACAAUGAUUGCGCAUUGAAAGAAGAAUCUUGUCGUCAGCAAACUCAGAUUUAUAUUUUGCCCAUGUCAUUGUGUGAAGAAUAUAAAGAAGUACCCUGUGAUGGUGAACGGCCAUUAGUUAAUCCUGUUACUGGUAGAGAAUAUAGUUGCAGAACAGAGGAUGCUUUUAACUACUGUCCACCAAGUAGCUACUGCCACAGAACCACAUCAUUUGCGAAAUGCUGUAGAGAAGUUGUUACAAUUAAAACGUGUAUUGAUACACCUCAUGGCUGUUGUCCAGACGGUAAAACAGCCGCACCUGGCUCAAACAAUGCAGGAUGUCCAAGUGAUUGCAACUGUAAUAAACUAGGUUCCUACGGAUUAAUAUGCGAUCCUGAGAGCAAACAGUGUUCUUGCAAACCAGGUGUUGGAGGAAUGCGAUGUGACAGAUGCGAACCAGGGUACUGGGGACUUCACAUGGCCACUGAAGGAAAUAGUGGAUGUUCUUCUUGUAACUGCAAUCAACAUGGAUCUGUUAGAGAUGACUGUGAACAAAUGACCGGAAGAUGUGUCUGUAAGCAAGGAAUUAUGGGUAUGAAAUGUGAUAUAUGUCCUGCGGGUACUGCUUUGGGCAGCGAUGGAUGCACGGAUGUGUCCACAUCAAAACCAAUGUCAGGUUCUUGCUCUGAUGUCUCCUGCAUUAAUGGCGCAACGUGUGAAGAAAAGAACGGAAUUGCUCAAUGUCUGUGCAACAUCACUUGCCCUACACCUGAAAAGAAAGAUGCAGUGUGUGGAUCAGACGGCAGCACAUACGCAUCAAAAUGUCAACUUAACGAGUUCAGUUGCAAGUACCAAAAACAGAUCACAGUUGCUUUCGAAGGUGCUUGUAAGAGGGGCCAGUUGCCUCAUUCAUCCCCAACGAAUAGUCCUGUGCGAAGAUCAACAGCAUUACGAACAGCAGCAGAUUAUUCUGAAACGAAGACGAUUCGGGACAUAACUCUUGGAUUGUCCAAUAUGGAACAAGCUCCUGCCAAACCUACACUGGCCACACCGAUUCCUCUAAAAAAUUUUGUCGAAAUUCCAUCAUUCUUUGGACGUUCGUAUUUGGAGCUUCCAAGACUACAAGCAUACACUCGACUUUCUUUGGAAUUGGAAUUUCGAACAUUUUCUAAAGAUGGUAUUUUGCUGUAUAAUGGCCAAACAGCCACUGGCAUUGGAGAUUUCGUUUCCUUGUCGAUUAAAGAUGCUUUUGUAGAAUUCAGGUAUAAUUUAGGAAAUGGUGCAGUGGUUCUUAGGUCACCCCAAAAACUGCAUCUCGGUAAAUUCCAUCGUUUAAUCGCCAAAAGAUAUUUACGAGAGGGAAUGCUCGCACUAGAAGGACAGCAAGAUGUUGCUGGUAAAAGUCAAGGUUCUUUAAAGUCCUUAGAUCUUGGAGAAAACCUCUUUUUAGGUUAUAUACCAACAGAAAGAAAAGAGAUUUUUGAUAACAUCGCAGUUCAUAAUGGAAUGGUAGGUUGUAUUCGACGCCUAAAAAUAGGAAAAAAAGAAGUGGACCUUCGAUAUCCUCAUUCCAAAGAUAUAAUAAAAGGACACGGAAUACAUGAAUGUGGAACAAUAUCUUGCAUAGAUCAACCAUGCAAGAAUGAUGCAAUAUGUGUGCCAAUCAGUGACACAGACUUCGAGUGUCUUUGCCUCCCUGGAUAUAGCGGUAGCACAUGCGAGAUCCUUCCAAGUGAGUGCAUAAAUGGUAAUGGCCCAUGUUCUGAUGGGUCAAACUGUGUUAUUCAUGAAGAACAUGGAUUUGUAUGUAAGUGCCCUUUUGGACGGUACGGAGAUCUAUGUGAAAAAACAACUCAAGAUUCCGGGGAUAUUUUUGUGCCUGAUUUUAAAGUUGACUCUUACAUGGAAUUCCCCACUCUCGCAAAUGUCCGCCAAGCAUUCAACAUCGAAGUUUGGUUUCUAACUCGAUCGCUUCAUGGAACUAUUCUGUAUAAUGGACAGCAUUCAUCUGGGAAAGGAGACUUUAUAUCUAUUGUUAUUUCAGAAGGAUAUGUUCUUUUUCGAUUUGAUUUGGGAAGCUCAGUACAAUCAGUUUCAAGUAAAGAACCUGUUUCUUUGAAUGAAUGGCAUUCAGUGAAAAUUAACCGUUUAUGGAAAAAUGGUUCUUUACAAGUGGAUGGUGGAGAUGUAUUGUUUGCGGAAUCAAGUGCAUCUCUAACAGAAUUGAAUUUAGAGAGCAAUUUGUUUGUUGGCGGUGUGCCCAAUCUGCAGACAGUGAAUCAUGACUCUGCAGUAAAAGUUGGUCUUGAUGGAGCAAUUCAGAGGAUUACAGUAAAUGGAGACAUAUGGGACAAGCUGAUGUCCCGUGCCUUGUGGUCCCACCGAGUCCAUCGUUACACGGGAGCACCCUGUGAUAAUUCGUCCCAGUGCCUUAACGAUGGUAUUUGUGUCCCCACUUUGAAUGUGCCUGUGUGUAAAUGCCCUAUACAUUUUUGGGGACAGCGCUGUGAAAAAGAAAUUUCUAAAGAAGAUUUAGAGCGGCCUGUUGCGUUUGAUGGUCAUAAAUUUUUAAGUUUCUCUAAUAAAAUUGUAACUGAAAUGGAAGGUCAACGAGAAACAAACAUAGAAAUAACUUUCCGAACGGGACAUGAGAGUGGUCUUUUAAUUUGGACUAAUAAAGGAGCGACCAUCCGAGGGGACUACCUUGCUUUAGCUAUAUCAAAGGGUCAUCUUCAGUUGAGUUUUAAUCUUGGGAAGCAAACACAACCCUUCACCAUAACAAGUACUCACAGAAUCGACGAUUUAGAAUGGCAUACAGCCCUGAUCGAAAGAAAUAUGAGACGUGGUACAAUGACGAUUGACGAUAAUGCACCCAUCAGCAACACUUCAGAACCUGGAGCCACAGAACUCAACACCGAUGGCGCAUAUUGGAUAGGUGGAUGUUCCAGCCUUCCUAUUGGACUGCCUGAGGAUUAUUACAAAGGAUUCAACGGAUGUAUAGAUUCCAUAAUCUUAGACGGAGAUCCGCUACAUUUGAUGACACAUGGAACUGGAGAUGUUACAUUUUGUGAUGAAUUUUGAUCACUACCUAUUAAGAGUGCCUUAAUGCUUAGGUUGGUCUUUAGGGACCAGCUGAUACAUAUCAAAAUCUCUUUAUGAUGAAUCAUACAUGUCAACUGUGAUGUACCCUAAGCGGAGGAUCAGGAUUGAAAAAGUGUACUUACCAAAAAUGAAUGUGUUCAUAAAAUGAGGUUUAAAUGAACGAAAUCAACAGUUGGUGAUCGUCUUGAUAACGCGUCUUCCAUAGCGAGUGAAAUUGCAGCACAUCAUUUAAAACUGUCGCAAAGAUUAUUGUGUAAAAGAUAAGCUGCCUAAAGACAUUCAGGGACGUUUAUAUUAAGUUCAUGACCUUUAUUUGACUACAGAUACAAUGGAGUGAAAAAACUUACAACGCCUGGUAUUUCUACUAUAAGAACUGUUUCUGAAAUUUAUAUCUAUGUAUUUGUAUAUAUUAAUUAAAAAAAUUUAAAUAAAUAAG
Molecule: messenger RNA, 4432 nt
Organism: Parasteatoda tepidariorum (common house spider)
Lineage: Eukaryota; Metazoa; Arthropoda; Arachnida; Araneae; Theridiidae
Source: RefSeq, a predicted model, not a curated record